AUGUCCUGCUCUGACCUGUGUGCUCCCACUUCCUGUGGCCCAACCUCACUGGCAAAUAGCUGCAAUGAGCCCUGUGUCAGGCAGUGCCAGGACUCCCGCGUGGUGAUCCAGCCCUCUCCUGUGGUGGUGACCCUGCCCGGACCCAUCCUCAGCUCCUUCCCUCAGAACACCGCCGUAGGAUCCUCCACCUCCGCUGCCGUUGGCAGCAUCCUGAGUGAGGAGGGAGUGCCCAUCAACUCUGGCAGCUCCUUGGGAUUAGGGAGCUUUGGCUACCCAGGCCUGGGCAGUGGGUACAGCCAGCCUUACCACCACUACAACACCUACCGCAGUGGCUUUAGUGAGCCAUGCUGA
Molecule: messenger RNA, 351 nt
Organism: Strigops habroptila (Kakapo)
Lineage: Eukaryota; Metazoa; Chordata; Aves; Psittaciformes; Psittacidae
Product: feather keratin 1-like
Exons: 1
Coding region: 1-351 (116 amino acids)
Cellular component (GO): intermediate filament
Molecular function (GO): structural constituent of cytoskeleton
Source: RefSeq, a predicted model, not a curated record